CGUUAAGGUCAGGUUAGUAAUCAGAGAUAGAAAAAAAUCAUAUCUCUUCUCUCUCCAUCUCCAGGAGCGUAAUAUUUAUACAUUAAAAAACAACAACAACAACAGUAAAAUAAGAAUAAAAAACAAGACAUUUGAAAACACUGAAAUGUAUGAAAGUUUAUUCAAGAGUCCCUUAAAACGUAUAUUCGUUUAUGGUACCCUCAAACGUGGUGAACCAAAUUAUGGUAUAUUAAUUAAUCGUGAUAAUGGACAUGCUAAAUUCAAACCCAAAACUAAAAAAUAUCCCUCUGGUUAAAAACCAAAUACACAUUGGUUCUCUUUACCAGAUACAGGACACCAAGUACUGGGUGAAGUUUAUGAUGUUGAUUCUAAGAUGCUGGAGAAGUUGGAUGAGCUUGAGGAACAUCCAAAGUUUUAUUUAAGAACAGAGGAAAAUAUUAUGAUGACGAAAAAUGAAUCUGAUGUUAAUUUUGAACAGGUAGCAUGUGUGACGAAAGCGUGGAUUUACUUUUUACCAAAGUUUAAAUCUGAACUUUUAAAUUUAACAUAUUUAACAUCAUACAGCAAUGAUGGUGAUCAUGGAUUGAAAUACGCUGAAAGGUAUGCUCGAGAUAAAUUUUACAAUCAUCGAAAUGACGUUCAAGAAUGCAUAAAUGAUAAAGAGUCUUCACGUCCAGAGGAUGUAAUGUAAUUUAAUUAAUUUUUAAAUAAAAGAAUUUCAUGUAAAUACCAUUGUGAAAUUUUAACUUAAAAAAUAACCAAAUA
Messenger RNA from Aphidius gifuensis, 765 nucleotides. Its product is annotated as putative gamma-glutamylcyclotransferase CG2811. Gene Ontology annotation, molecular function: gamma-glutamylaminecyclotransferase activity. NCBI's taxonomy places the organism in Eukaryota, Metazoa, Arthropoda, Insecta, Hymenoptera, Braconidae. The transcript has 5 exons. The record is from RefSeq and is a predicted model, not a curated record.